Molecule: messenger RNA, 3613 nt
Organism: Tyto alba (common barn owl)
Lineage: Eukaryota; Metazoa; Chordata; Aves; Strigiformes; Tytonidae
Gene: UBAP2
Product: ubiquitin associated protein 2
Cellular component (GO): nucleus; cytoplasm
Molecular function (GO): protein binding
Source: RefSeq, a predicted model, not a curated record
CGAGGCAGGCAGGCAGGCUGGCGGUCACGUGACGGUCACGUGACGCUGGUGGGCGCCGCGCGCCGCCGCCGCCGCUACUGCUGCUUUGUGAGCACAUUGGGCAGAUUUUCUAUUUUGUACAUACAUUGUUUUGUAUAUACUGUAUAUGAUGACUUCGGUGGGCAGUGAACGUACCCGGGGCACUCGGGACAAAACGCAAAUUUCAACCACACAGCCAACACAACCACAGAAACAAGUAGUACAGGCAACAGCAGAACAGAUUCGCCUUGCUCAGAUGAUCUAUGAUAAGAACGACGCAGAUUUUGAAGAUAAAGUGAAACAACUUAUGGAAGUGACGGGGAAAAACCAAGAUGAGUGCAUAGUGGCACUACAUGAUUGUAAUGGGGAUGUGAACAGAGCAAUCAACAUACUGCUGGAAGGAAAUUCAGACACGACUUCUUGGGAGACUGUAGGGGGAAAGAAGAAAAGCCUUGGAAAGGAAAGUUCAGGAAACAAAGAGAACAGAGAAAAACGAGGGGACAGAGAAGUGGUCAGCGGAUGGGGAAGUUCCAACAGACGGGGAAGAGGAGGCAGCCGCGGCCGAGAGUUUAGAGCUGAAGAGAAUGGAGUGGACAACAAUCAAGGAGACAGGCCUUCAGACCGUGGGAAACGUGGCCGUGGGAGAGGGUUUGGACGUGGCAGAGGGAGAGGAGCGGGGAGGUUUUCAGCCCAAGGCAUGGGGACAUUUAACCCUGCAGACUAUACGGAGUCUUCUGCCACUGAUGGCUUUGGGACAAAAUCAGAGAUUUGGGAGACUGGUCAGAAUGAUGCAGAUGAUGGAACUGGAGCAUGGAAAAACUCUAUAGAAGAAUGGACAGCAGAAGACUGGAAUGAAGAUCUUUCUGAAACAAAAGUCUUCACUGCUUCCUCUGUUCCAGCUGAGAAUCAUGUUACUCCAUCACAACCUAAUCAUGUUUAUUCCAGCCAAACUUUUGCUUUUUCUUACAGCAUUGAUUUGGUAACACUGCUUCAAAAGCCAGUGACUUCGACUCAAGAGACAGAAGGCAACUCAUUUGAGGGUCCUCAGCAGCAGACCUUUGGCCAAGCCCUAGUCUUCACAAAUUCUCAGCACAGCACCCAGAUGGCAUCAGGAACUGGCAGCUCCAGUGUUGUAAACUCUUAUUCUCCUCAAAGUCUGUCUGCAGUUCUUUGUUCUGGCUUUGGAGAACUGGGAUCCUCUAAAUUGUCAAACUCUACUGGAUCCCAAAUCUUGGACCAGUUUAAAUCUCCAGGAUUGGGUCAGUUUACCUCUCAACAAAACAAUAGUAGCUCUACCACCACUACCACUACUACGACAUCAUCCUGGGAUCUAAAACCGCCCAUUACUCAAUCCUCAGUUCUUAGUCAGUUUGACUUUAAAUCCCAGCCUGAACCAUCCCCAGUUCUGAGCCAGCUGACCCAGCGACAGCAACAACAAACACAGGCAGUCCCUGUUCCCCCUCCUGGGCUGGAGUCCUUCUCCUCCCAGGUAAAACUCCGUGAGCCAUCGCCAAUAGACACCUCUUCAGCUGUUAGCAAAAUGUUACAGCUCCCUACUAGAUCUAUGGAUAACCAGGCAGUGACUGCCCAUCAAAACCAGCAGAAACAGAUAAAACCACCAAAACGGAGGAUAACUCCAGCACCCAAGAUUCCUGCAGUGGAGGUGCCUGGAUCAGCAGAUGUGACAGGGUUAAACGUUCAGUUUGGAGCUCUGGAGUUUGGAUCAGAGCCUGCAAUCCCAGAGUUUGGAUCAACUUCAAGCAGUGAGAAUACCAGCCAGGCAACCAACAAUAGCUUGUACUCAAAAUCUGUAAAUGAUCCUUUGAAUACCUCUUUGCCAAUAUCCAAUACAGUACAGGAGUCCACCUACACAACCUCUGCCAUCACCUCUUCCAGUCUGACCUGCUCAUCCCGGAGCACUAGCCCAGUAACAACAACUUCCUCCUAUGACCAGGCUUCUGUGCAUAGUAGGAUAGCGUACCAAAGCACCAUGGUUCCGUCUGAAUCAACCCCUGUUGCAGUUACGAACGGGCACAGUGGUCUUAGAACACAGGCAACUCUUGACACUACUCCAUCAGUUCCAGCACCUAAGACAGAGCCUUCUCCCUCACUGCCUUCUGCUGGUUCUCUGCCUAGCGUGGCAUCCACUACUGCUUCGCUUCUCCCUUCAGCAUCACAGCACACAGCAACGUUGCCCAGCUUGCCUCAGUCCAGUGAUUUGGCCAGCAGCUCACUUUCCCAGUUAAGCAGCUCCCUUUCCAAUCAUCAGAGCAGCCUCUCUCCUGCCUCAGUGUUGUCUUCAAGCACUUCAUAUGCACACACUAGUGUUGAGAACACAACUUCGCUUCAGCCCUCAACAACCUUUUCAACUGCUUCAACCUCAGCCACUAGCACCACCUCUUCGGUUGUCAGCAUGGCAAGCAGUAUGAACACUACAGACAGCCUUGGCCUGAGCGUUGCCAGUGUGUCUAUACCAGCUGCUACCACACGGGCAGCUCCCUUAGUGUCUUCAGGCAAAGCUCCCCCAAACCUGCCCCAAGGUGUACCGCCCUUGUUGCAUAACCAGUAUAUUGUGGGACCUGGAGGACUUCUGCCUGCCUACCCAAUUUAUGGUUAUGAUGAUCUCCAGAUGCUUCAAUCUAGGCUACCGAUGGAUUACUACGGAAUUACAUUCCCUGCUCCUGCAACCUUGACGGGCAGAGAUGGGAGCCUUGCUAACAACCCGUACUCAGGUGACGUAACAAAAUUUGGCCGUGGGGAUUCUGCCUCCCCUGCUCCUGCUACCACGCUCGCCCAGCCACAGCAGAACCAGACACAGACUCACCAUACAACUCAGCAGCCCUUCCUCAACCCGACCCUGCCCCCAGGGUACAGCUACACUGGGUUACCUUAUUACGCUGGUGUGCCUGGUGUACCCAGUGCGUUCCAGUAUGGGCCAACCAUGUUUGUACCUCCAGCAUCUGCUAAGCAGCAUGGAGUCAACCUGAACACCGCGUCGACUCCUUUCCAGCAAGCGAGUGGCUACGGGCAGCACGGCUAUGGAGCAGGCUAUGAUGACUUAACGCAGGGAACAGCAGCUGGAGAUUACAGCAAAGGAGGCUACAGUGGGUCAUCUCAAGCACAAAACAAAUCUGCUGGCACUGGACCUGGGAAAGGUGUUUCUGUGACCUCAAGUAACACAGGUGUGCCUGACAUCAGUGGCUCAGUCUAUAACAAGACUCAGACGUAUGACAAGCAGGGAUUCCAUGCUGGCACGCCGCCUCCUUUCAGCCUGCCCUCUGCUCUCGGAUCGACUGGGCCCCUGAACCCUGGUGCUGCCCCGGGUUAUGCUCCAGCCCCAUUUCUCCAUAUCCUGCCUGCUCAUCAGCAGCCUCAUUCCCAGAUGCUGCAUCACCAUCUCCAGCAAGAUGGGCAGGGUGGAUCUGGCCAACGCAACCAACCCAGCACCAUGCAGCAAAAGUCUCAGGCUACCAAAACCGCCUAUGGCACUUCUCCAUACUGGACAAACUAAAUCUGAAACCAGGAGGGAGGAGAAAAUGAAAGGAGAGGAGGAGGAGGAGGAAAAAAAAAAAAAAAAAAAAAAAAAAAGGAAAAA